UCUUCAUCAGAACUUAAAAUACACCAGCGAGUACACACAGGAGAGAAAUCUUACUGCUGCUCUGACUGCGGGAAACUUUUCUCAAGAUCAAAUUCACUAAAAGUACACCUGAGAAUUCACACUGGAGAGAAAUCUCAUUGCUGCUCUGACUGUGGGAAACGUUGCAAAGAUUCAUCAGAACUUAAAAUACACCAGCGAGUACACACAGGAGAGAAGCCUCACCACUGUUCAGAUUGUGGGAAAAGCUUUUCAACAUCACAGACUUUGAAGCUGCACCAGAGAACACACACAGGAGAGAAACCUUUUAGCUGUGAUCAAUGUGGGAAGAGUUUUACUCAGUCAAGCUGCCUGAAAUCACACCAGAAAAUACACACUGGAGAGAAACCUUAUAGUUGUGCUCAAUGUGGGAAUUGUUUUGUUACAUCUAGCAACCUGAUAUCACACCAAAGAACACACACAGGAGAGAAAUCUUAUAGCUGUGAUCAAUGUGGGAAGCGUUUUGUUACAUCUCAAAAUUUGAUGAUACACCAGAGAACACACACAGGAGAGAAGCCUUAUAGCUGUGCUCAAUGUGUGAAGAGUUUUACUACAUCUAGCCAUCUGACUGUACACCAGAGAAGACACACAGGAGAGAAACCUUAUAGCUGUGAUCAAUGUGGGAAGAGUUUUGUUUCAUCUGGCCCUCUCGCUAAACACCAGAGAACACACACAGGAAAUAAACCUUAUAGCUGUGAUGAAUGUGGGAGGAGUUAUACUACAUCUAGCAAUCUGAUUGUGCACCAAAGGACACACACAGGAGAGCAGUCUUUU
Salvelinus namaycush (lake trout) is the source of this 810-nucleotide messenger RNA. Its product is annotated as zinc finger protein 180-like. The record is from RefSeq and is a predicted model, not a curated record. Lineage: Eukaryota; Metazoa; Chordata; Actinopteri; Salmoniformes; Salmonidae. The transcript has a single exon. Gene Ontology annotation, molecular function: DNA-binding transcription repressor activity, RNA polymerase II-specific. Gene Ontology annotation, biological process: negative regulation of transcription by RNA polymerase II. The annotation marks the transcript as partial.